AUGUCUUCGGUAGAUGCUCUCGCAAAGUCUUUCUAUGGUUCUCACUCUGGAAUAUUGGGAGUUGACGAGAAAUCAAUGCUGGAGAUCUUAGUAAAAUGGCAACCAGAACACUUGUCAACUUUUAGGAAUGAAACUUCUUGCAUCUUUUUGAAGGAUGAACGCUUCCAGUUUGAGAUAUGGGAAGAAAUUCUUCUUAAAUUUCUAAAAAGGGAAUUUAUGCGUUUUAAGGAUGCUGUGGUGCAAUGGACCAUGCAUCCUUGGGAAAGAGAUGCUCGCAUGGCAAGGAAGGCUUUGAAAAGAGGCAGUCAAGCAUAUGGCCUACUCAUUGAACUUGCAUGCACCAGAUCAUCAGACGAGCUCUUGGGAGCUAGGAGAGCAUACCAGUCCCUCUACAGUGAAUCCAUCGAGGAAGACGUUGCUUGCCGAGUUGAAGGCAUCCAACGCCAGUUUUUGGUAGCACUUGUAAGUUCGUACAGAUAUGAAGGAUCACGAAAGAAUGAUGCGGCAAUUGAAUCGGAUGCUCAAAAACUUAAUAAAGCCGUUAGAAAUGGUGAUAAGACGAUGCUAAUCAAGGAUGAAGAGAUUGUAAGGAUUCUAACAACAAGAAGCAAGCCUCAUCUCAAGGAGGUCUUCAAAUGUUACUAUUAUGAUUUCGACAGGGACAUUGUAGAGGUAUAA
Molecule: messenger RNA, 678 nt
Organism: Vitis vinifera (wine grape)
Lineage: Eukaryota; Viridiplantae; Streptophyta; Magnoliopsida; Vitales; Vitaceae
Product: annexin D4-like
Exons: 4
Coding region: 1-678 (225 amino acids)
Cellular component (GO): cytoplasm
Molecular function (GO): calcium ion binding; calcium-dependent phospholipid binding
Source: RefSeq, a predicted model, not a curated record